ACAGGGUCUUGCUAUGUUGCCCAUACUGGUCUCAAGUUCCUGGGCUCGCUGAAGUGAUUUUCUCACCUUAGCCUCCCAAAGUGCUGGGAUUACCACCAUGCCUGGCCACCUUUCUUUUCAAUGCUACUCCCCAGCCUAAUGCCCUUCCGUGGUUCCUUUUACUCAUGGAUAAAGUAAAAAAGACCUGGAAGGCCAGCCCCACCUUUUCCAACCUCACCUUCUGAUUUUCUCUACCCUUAACCCAUUGCUCCAGCCAUUCUCUCCAUUCCCAAAUGAACCAGGCUCUCUCACACACUGCCUGGCUUUCACAAGUGCUGCUGCCUUUUGCACACAACAUACUCCACAUUACCAUUCCCCAAAUCCAUUUAAUUAAACUAUUUUUCACACAUCCUUCCAAACUAAAGCCUUCCCAGGGAUCCCUGUCUUAUGCAUUUCCUUGUCAGCCUAUACUACCCUUCAUCACAAUAUUUAUUACAAUAGACUGUUGACAAUCUGAGAACAGUACUGUGUUUUAUGUUUAUGUCUUCACAGGUUAGCACAGUGCCUGGCAUGAUAGUGUUCAAUAAAGAUUCAUUCAAAGAAUAAAUGAGUAAUCAACGAGAGACACCAAGUUAUGAUGUAAUGUUGCAAAGUAUAUAAUGCUUUGACAGUUCUUUCUCUUCUUUUUUUACCAUCCUUUCUUUUAAUCAUUCUUUUCUUUGAUUUGUUGUAAUGGGCAAACUCGGAAUCAGGUGUCAUUGCAAGCCUCCCAGUAUAAUUAGGAAAAAAAUUUCCCCAGAUUUGCAGGGAGUUGGGGCUGAUAGUCACUUUCAAGCCAUGCAAAAUCUGAAAUUAACAUAAAGCUACACAAAGCUUUUAUGACAAUGGGCCCUCUGACUCAGCUUCAGAGAUGAGAGCAAAGAAUUGCCCUUUGUUCUUUCCUCAUACUCCCCCUAGUGGCAAGAACUCCAAGUAAGCUAAGGAAGAAAAUUAAACCCAUUUGAUCCAGAGCUCGCUCUUUCUCAAUGCCUCAUUCAGUCUCUAAAACAUCGAGAUUCCUUCACACCACCUAUUCCAAGAGAAAAGGCCAAAACUGGAAGCACAUUCCCCUUGAGAACUGGAACAAGAAAAGGAUGCCCAUUUUCACCACUCUUAUUCAACAUAGUACUGGAAGUCCUAGCCAGGGCAAUCAGGCAAGAGAAAGAAAUAAAGAUAUUCAAGUAGGAAGAGAGGAAGGUAAACUAAUUAUCUUUGCCAACAAUAUGAUUCUAUACCUAGAAUACCCUAAAGACUCUCCCAAAGGUUCCUGGAACUGAUAAACAAAUUCAGUAAAGUUUUAGGAUAUAAAACAUUUUCAAUGUAUAAAAAAAUCAGUAGCAUUUUUUACACCAAUAAUGUUCUAGCUAAUAACCAAAUCAAGAACACAAUCCCAUUUACAGUAGCUGUAAUGGUGUUGGUAACUUAGCUGACUCUCACAAAGUUUUGAAUACAUAUAGAUAGAAACCUAGCCAUAAUAAGCCACUAAAACCCCACAACUGUGUAUCAUUGUAGGACUUACAGAGAAUAUUUAUGUAUAUUAGUGCAUCUUAACACAACUUCUGUGCAUUGUUGCUUUCAGCAUUUUACUAUGAGGGGCAAAGGAGGGCUAACUGGUGAAAAUUCAAAGAAUUUCUCCUAGAAACGGAGGAAUUCAGCUUCGCUAAAGAAAGGACAUACCAACUAAAAUAGUUGGUCCUCCCGUGCAUUAGAGGGCGAAGCAGCUGGAUGUGACGCUGUAUGAUAAAUGAACGGCUUGCUGCAGAACACUUUCCAGACGGUUUCGUUGGCCUCCGCACUAUGCGGUCACCCAGAAUGCUCAGCAGCCGCGGACUUCAGGACCCAGGCUGCUGUGCGGCGAAAUACAAGUCUAACUCCGCCGACCGUAGCGCGUAAUGGCCGCUGGUUAUCUUGGGGGAGCCUGCUGUUGGACUAUGCCCCACUGCCAGGAAACAGGCGCCGGAAGGUUCUCCAACAAGAUCCCGCUUUACUGGGGCGGUAAAGCCGUUCACAGGUCUGGAAGGGGCUGUGGGAGAAGCGGGGCAGCGCUGAGCCAUGCUCAUGAACUAUGAGAAGGCCCAGUUUCGUGGCACCACGGUGGCGCCCGCGCUGGAAGGUGGUCUUGUGACCGACCGAAAACUACAAUUCCCAGCAUUCCUGUGAUGCCAGAACUACCUUGCCCGAAAGCCUGUGAGAGAUUCAACCCGUCUUCCGCCUCCCGCCUCCCGCCCACCGGAAAACUCUGAGGACAUGAGUCGUCGCCGGGCUUGGCGGUUCUUGCUUUUCCAAGGCAGCGGAGAUCGCUGGGUUUCAAGCCCCCGCGGGCAUUUCUCGCCGGCCCUGCGGAGAGACUUCUUCACUACCACAACCAAAGAGGGAUAUGAUAGGCGUCCAGUGGACAUAACUCCUUUAGAACAAAGGAAAUUAACUUUUGAUACCCAUGCAUUGGUUCAGGACUUGGAAACUCAUGGAUUUGACAAAACACAAGCAGAAACAAUUGUAUCAGCAUUAACUACGUUAUCAAAUGUCAGCCUGGAUACUAUCUAUAAAGAGAUGGUCACUCAAGCUCAACAGGAAAUAACAGUACAACAGCUAAUGGCUCAUUUGGACUCUAUCAGGAAAGACAUGGUCAUCCUAGAGAAAAGUGAAUUCGCAAAUCUGAGAGCUGAGAAUGAGAAAAUGAAAAUUGAACUAGACCAAGUUAAGCAACAACUAAUGCAUGAAACCAGUCGAAUCAGAGCAGAUAAUAAACUGGAUAUCAACCUAGAAAGGAGCAGAGUAACAGAUAUGUUUACAGAUCAAGAAAAGCAACUUAUGGAAGCAACUACAGAAUUUACAAAAAAAGAUACCCAAACCAAAAGUAUUAUUUCAGAGACCAGUAAUAAAAUUGAUGCUGAAAUUGCUUCCUUAAAAACACUGAUGGAGUCUAACAAACUUGAGACCAUUCGUUAUCUUGCAGCCUCAGUGUUUACUUGCCUGGCAAUAGCAUUGGGAUUUUAUAGAUUCUGGAAGUAGUAUUAAUGCUCGUACUGCUGCGGCUAUUGGCUUCUUAGAACACCAAACCAAGAGAGAUUCACUUUGAACAUUGUCAGCUGCAGCAAAACUUGACUACACAAGUUUAUUUAAAGUAUACAUGGACUAAAAGAGGAAGUGUUUUAGAAUGAGAAGACAUAUUUUAUCUUUAUAGUGUGUGUGUCUUUAUAUUGAAAAGCUGUCAUUCAAACCUGGUUUGAGAUGGAAGAGCGUUUCGUCCUUUUGAUAGUUCAUAGAAAUUGAACCAGUUUUCUUGUGUUUGCUUGAACAAUUGUGUAAAUCAUACAGGAUUCUGUUGGUAUUGGCUACAUAUUUGAAAACUAUUCCCUAGCCUACAUACUUAUUACUCAAAUAACUUUCCUAAUAACCAUUGCAUAAUUACAUUUUUCUAUAAAAUAAAAGAUUAUUAAAACAAA
This is a messenger RNA of Callithrix jacchus (white-tufted-ear marmoset), 3464 nucleotides long. It is a transcript of the gene CCDC90B, whose product is annotated as coiled-coil domain containing 90B. NCBI's taxonomy places the organism in Eukaryota, Metazoa, Chordata, Mammalia, Primates, Cebidae. The record is from RefSeq and is a predicted model, not a curated record. Gene Ontology annotation, cellular component: mitochondrion.